CUGCGUCCGUUUCCUUGGAGACCAAGACAGGCAAGAAAGCGGCAGGUCUCGCUGGGAAGUUUGAGUGGCCUUGGUUACCGCGCGACCCACGCUGAGACAAGGAAGUUGGAGAAGCCGAACAAAUAGGCAUCCCAAAAGAUCGGGGCCCCAAGGCCUCCGGACUCUUCUUCCAUUCCCCCUAAUGGCGCGCGUCUUUCCGAAACUCAACCACGCUGGGAUUUGCUCCACAGUCCCCCAGUUCCAGGUUCUGGAUUAUGUUCCAUGGCAGCGGUCCAAACAGAAAGCCAAGCCAUCUACUCUGCCUCCAAUCCCACGAACUGUCAACACUAAGAAAAGCAAAAUGAAGACCUGGACUACCGUCCAGCCAGGGUUGCAAUCCAAGCCCACCUUGUGGAUGACAAGUCAGCCGAGGAAUCCACUAGAACUGCGCGGAGGAAAGUUGGACUCGGGGAAGACACAGACCAAAAUCCGACUAGUGAGAACGAUGCUCAGGAACCGGCGAACCGCGCACCAGGAGCUCUGCAACCACGAGGACUUCCUCACCAAGCUCUGUGGGGAACUGAUCAAGACCAUCCAGGACACGGACGACAGCUCGGCCCUGAAAGUGAGGGUGAUGCUGCAGCAGGAGGACGUCUUCACGACCAUCGCUGACAUCUUGGAGUACUCAAACGAGAAGAAGCUGCACCAGAUGAAGUGUGAGCUUCAGGAAUGGGAGGAGAAGGAGGAAUCCAAGAUACACAAUCUGGAGCAGCAGGUGGAACAGCUGGAUGCCAAGAUCGAGAAGGUCCACAAGAAAGUGAGCUUCAUGAGCACUUACAUGGACCGUGAGUAUCCCAUCAAGUCGGUCCAGGUUGCCAACCUUGUGCGCCAGCUGCAGCAGGUGAAGGACAGCCAGCAGGAUGAGCUGGAUGACCUCAGUGAGAUGUGCAGAAUGGUCCUGGCAUCUAUGUCCAACCAGAUUCAGAAUAAGAAAAAAAACCUACUGAGGUCUCUGGUGGUGGUGAGUAGCCAGCCACUGUGGCAGGUAUCCAGGUCCUGCCCCCAGCCCUGCUUUUUUCCCUGUCCUCUGCCUCUAGGCCCCCCCACACACCCACCAUGCUACCCAGUGCAUGGUCGCCCCUGGGGCCAGACUUGGGGGCCAGACCUCUCCUUCCUCUGCAGAAAAUCCAGCGUGCUCAUCAGGAAGCGCUCCUGCAGAAGACUUGGAAUAGCCGGCUCAUACUGAAAUACAUGGACAAGUUCCGAGAAGUGCAACCCUAACAUGGACAUCAUCCUCAACAUCCCUGUGGAAGAGCUGCUGCCCUUCUAGAUGGUGGGGCGAUGGGCCACCCCUCCCUCCCUGGUCCCUUCCCCACACCCAGAGCCUUGAGUUCUCUCCUUCCAAGACCACGUCCCCAUCCAGACCCUGGUCUGCAGUUCCUUCCUUCCUCAUACUCCCUCCCUCCGUCCUUUUCUUCCUUGCUUCUUCCUUUUUUCUUUCCGCUUCCUGCAUCCCCCUCUCCCUCCAUUCUUUUGGUUGGUGCUGCUACUUGAGCCAGGUAGGAAUUCCUAGUCAAGUCUUUUUUACCAAUAAAGCUGGAUUUGCCUUUUGCCAGUG
This is a messenger RNA of Delphinapterus leucas (beluga whale), 1597 nucleotides long. The record is from RefSeq and is a predicted model, not a curated record. Lineage: Eukaryota; Metazoa; Chordata; Mammalia; Artiodactyla; Monodontidae.